UGCUCCUCCGGCUGUCCUCCCACAGCCAGCAAAGAGGACAGGAUGCUCAGACUCGCGGCAGUGCGCUCUCUCGCCCCGGCCUCUCGGCUGGCGCCCAGGCUGUUCGGCACCAGCAGCGCCUGGCGGUCCGCCGAAGCCCUCCAGGACGAUGGAAACGCCCCCGCACCCGAUCCAGAGACCGUGGGAUGGGGCACCACGCGUGUGGAGGCGCUCCUGAAGGCCAAGGCCGAGGACAGCGGGGCGUGGCUCUGGUGCGCCGCUGACGACUUUGUGAUUGACGCCGUGCGCAAGAUGACUCAUGCCAAUGUGGGCAGCCUGCUGGUGUUUGAUCCCAGCAAGAUGCACCUGGUGCGGGACAAGGACUCCAAGCACAUCACCAACGCCUCCAAGGACGCGGUGGUGGGGCUGAUCACGGAGCGAGACUACCUGACAAAAGUGGUGGUCAAGGGCAAGCAGAGCAGCAGCACCAAGGUCAGCGAAAUCAUGACCCCGGCGCACAAGCUGCAGACCGUCACGCCCAAGCACAGCGUGCUGGAUGUGAUGGAGCUGAUGGUGGAGAAGAACUUCCGGCACGUGCCCGUGAUGGACAGCGGCAGCAUGCAGGGGAUGGUGUCGAUUCGGGACGUGGUGCACACGAUGCUCAAGGAGCACAGGCAGGAGGUGGACCGCCUCAACGAGUACAUCCAGGGCAGCUACUGAGCAGCUGCACGUCGCUGCGGUACCGCCGUCCCGCCGGCCGCCAUCAGCAGCACUUCCGCGCCGCCUUUCAUUGCGCACCUCGCCGAAGCGUCCCCGGCAGGGGCCGCGCCUGCUAGCGAUGCCUGCCUGCCUCGGUGGUUUGAUUUGGCCCUCCCCCGCUCGCCCCACCUCUCGCUUCUGCUGCUCUCCCCACACAAAACCUAACAGCCAACCAAAAAGUACGAUACACCGGGGUGUGCCCUGUUUUUGCUCCGCCUCUCGCCUCUGCUGUUUUGAUCACGCUGCCACCAUCCAUGCACACCCCGCCAGGCAUGUGUCGCCCCCCGCUUGGUUGGCUGCCCGCUCGCUUGCCUCCCCAUUUUUUUGCUGGGGCUCGCUGCUCCCGGCGCCGCCGCCGUGGCGCCCUGCGCUCUCCUAGUGCCGAGCGCAGUGCCGCGGCCUGCCCGGCAGGCAGGGCUGUACCCACAUCCCCCGCCAGCGCCCCCUGCCUGCCACCACCACCCCAUGUGUACCCACCCGCCGCGCCGCCGCCGAUUGCCAUCCCCAGCCAGGUCCCUCCACACCACCACCCCUCCUGCAUGUACCGCCUGCCUCGCAUUGCGUGCCGCCACGGCCCCGUCCCGCCGCCGGCUCGCGACGCUGCCCCUGACGGGGGCAGCCCGGCGCCGCGGGGCCGGCAAUUUUCCCCGCUAUCCCCCACUGGAACGUAGUCGCGCCCUUCCCUCCCAUGUCCGAUAAACACUACACACUGUAAACAUAGCUGUUCGGCGCUGGUGCGCGCCGCCGCCACCCUCCC
Chlorella variabilis is the source of this 1495-nucleotide messenger RNA. RefSeq lists its product as hypothetical. Lineage: Eukaryota; Viridiplantae; Chlorophyta; Trebouxiophyceae; Chlorellales; Chlorellaceae. The transcript has 9 exons. Bases 43 to 699 code for a protein of 218 amino acids. The record is from RefSeq and is a predicted model, not a curated record.